AUGGGCGGCUUCACAAGGGCUAUGAUGCGAUUCACCUCCAGCAAGAAUCUAGCCCCAGCUGGUGCUGACCCCCCUCUUCAUGCAGACGCACCGCAGGUCAAUCUCCCGCAUGUGGACACUCAGCUAAAUAUGCACAACGGUUUCCUCGACGAAGAGUCCCCGGCCGCAGGUCAGAACGGAACCUCCAAUGACACCUCUCCAUCUCCUUCCCAACCAUCAAAUCCCUCCGCUACUACAGAUACCAGCAAUGGCGAACCAUCAACGGCAGAAUGGUCGGCAGUCGGACAUGCAGCAACCGGAAAAUCCGGCCGGGUCAUACACAACCUCCAGGAGGAAAUCGCGCGUCUAACGCGUGAAUGCACUCUACAAAAGUCUCGCGCCGAAGAAUUCCAAAGGUCAAAUGAAGCCUAUAAGAUCCAGCAACAAAAUAUGAACGAGCGGCUACAAAAUCUUGAACAAGUCAACGAGACGAAUCUCAACUCAAUCGCGCGCAAGGACCGGCAACUGGAAGAACUACGAACAGACAUACAACAUGAGCGCUCGAAGCGCCAUGAUGCCGAGGUGGAUGCCAAUCAAACCAACGAGAUGAUGCGCGAGGAACGCGAGAACCAUAACCGCGAACAAGCUCGGAUACAGGAGAUCUCCAAGCACCACGAAACACAGUACGAAGUACUAUCGUCCGCGACGAAACGCGACAAGGCAGACUUCACAAAACGCAUCAAUGCUAUCUCUGGGCAGUUCCAGUCCAUAGCCAAUGCGCAAAAAACACAUAUACACUCUACGGAACGCUUGGAGGUCCUUGCAGAUCAAAAGAACCGUGAGAUCGAGGCUCUCAAGGAAUCUUAUGAGAAGUUGCUGGCUACACAUACUACGUAUAAGGAUAUGAAGGACAAGGAGUUCCGGGACACCCUUGGGUCGGCCCAGUCCAACAAUGACAAAAUUGAUGGAGCUCUGGCUAGCAUCAAGGAGACGGAAUCAGAGAUGAAGUGGGUAGUUCGGCUGAGUGAAAGCCAAGUCAAGCCACCUGCCAGUGAAUAA
Penicillium antarcticum is the source of this 1038-nucleotide messenger RNA. RefSeq lists its product as uncharacterized. The record is from RefSeq and is a predicted model, not a curated record. The coding region runs from base 1 to 1038 and encodes 345 amino acids. Lineage: Eukaryota; Fungi; Ascomycota; Eurotiomycetes; Eurotiales; Aspergillaceae. The transcript is spliced from 2 exons.